Molecule: messenger RNA, 2149 nt
Organism: Daphnia magna
Lineage: Eukaryota; Metazoa; Arthropoda; Branchiopoda; Diplostraca; Daphniidae
Product: cerebellar degeneration-related protein 2-like
Exons: 4
Coding region: 451-1695 (414 amino acids)
Source: RefSeq, a predicted model, not a curated record
UUUUUUUCCUUUUUUUUUUUUUCCUUUUUUUCUUUCUUCGGUUUAUCAUCAACAAGGUCGGCGCACGUUUCAAACCCAACGGCCAUCUUGGCCUCACGCCACACGAUCCCCAUCUCGUCUUUGCCUGUCCAGUCGUCUGCCAGUCUUUGGUCGAAUUGCACACGUCUCUUUUAUUUCUUGGGCCCGGGCGUCACGAACCGCUGGACGCGUGUGGCACACACACCUGGCGGCGCCAUGACAAUUGCGUUCGAAACGUUCAAAGAUGCGCUAGACGAUUCGUUGGGACGUCCUUGAAAUUGGAAACGUUUCGUUCGGCGAAGGCGUUCGCUUUCGGUUGAUAUAAUUACUUUGACUUUUACUUCUGUCUGUGCGUGCGUGUGUGUGUGUGUGUGUCUGCGUGUUGCUGUUGUUGGAAGAAGAGCAAGUUGUGUGCGCGCCUCUUCUGUGUGGAUGGCGUUCAAUUUAGCCGCAACGAGCGCCAGUUUGACCGCCGCCGUCAGCGUAGCCGAGAGCAACAGGACCAAACUGAGUCAUGAAGAAUUCCUCAACGAGUGGAACUGGUGUUGGAUUGCUCAAGAUGUGGAAGCGGCAGCUGAACUCGGACGGACGCUACUGGAGCGCAACCGCCAACUGGAAUCAACUGUCCGGCAGCAGCAGGCCGUCAUCGACGACCAAACGCAAGAAAUGCAGUACUUGAGCAAGCAGAAUCGACUGUUACGCCAGGCCACCGAAUCGCGUCUGAGACUGUGCGAGCAGCUGGAAGCCUCGGUCGCCGAGUGCGAACGGGCCAAACUUCGUCUCCGUCAUCAGAUCGAAGCCGAACGACAGCGACAUAUUACUUUGAAGACGAACAUGGAGGCGGCCGAAGAGAGAGGAGACGAAUUGCAACGGCUGCUGGACGCGUCAAGGGCGGCUGAAUCUCAAUCGCGAUGCCAACUGCGAUUGCUGCAACAGCAGAGACAACAGCAACAACUGCUGCUCAUGGAAGAACAAGACGACGACGAUGCGGAGGAGUUGCCAUCGACGGCCAUCGCUUCCGCCUCCGUCCACCAGCAGAAUCCGUUCCACUCUCUCCAAUGUUCCACCAUGACCAACAACAGCCGCAAGGUUCAAAUGGAGGACACGAUGACCGUCUGCCGGCUGGUGGAUGAUCUGGCCGAAGUGGAGGAACGUCUCCAUUUGAUGGAAACCGACUGGAUGGAGGAGAAGAGAAAGCGGAUGCAAUUGGAGGCGGAAGUCAUUGGCUUGCAGCAGGAGAAUCAGCGACUCCAUCAACAGCAAUCCGUCAUGGCUAGUAGCGGCCAUCUUAGCAGCAGUGCAUCCAUCGGAUGUGAUCCGGCUUCGUUGGCUCCGGUCAGCCUGUCGCUCAGCGAAGAGCUUCUCAUUUCGUCCAGCACGGAUUUCAGCUCGGCUCAAUGGCGGGACGCGUGGGACAACAGCGGAUCCGUUUCGCUCGUCGGCUCCGGCAUGAUCCGCAAAUUGUGCAGCGAAGAUGAGGAGCUCUGCUCGGAUUCGUCUUCGUCCGGAUUCUCGGAAGACAAUCAGCGAUCGUCUGUCGCCAAAGCCACUCAAACCGAUCCGUUGAUGAUCGAUCUCCCAGCGAAAACAAUUGCAACGACAACGUCAUCCGCCGAUUGGGCGGAUAUCAGGAGUCUCUUCCGUGAAAUCUUUGCCGUCAUACAACAAAAUCUUUAAAUAUUAACAUUUCUGCAUUGGAAAUUAGGGGUACAGUAUCAAUAAAAAUUUAAUAGCAAAAGCAAAAUUGUUGUGUCGAAGAAAGAAAACAUUUUAAUAGUUUUUUAAAUUUAUUUUUGUGCCAUUUUUUCACAUUUGUCCAGUAAAUUGUAACGGUCCCAGUUUUCCAACAUUCCAGUGCCUUAUUUUUUGUUUUUUUUUCAUUUUCACUCCAAUUUAGUUUGAAAAUCCCCUUCUCUUUUUAUUUUCGUGCGCGUGUCUUUUUCAAGGACUUGGAGCCACUGUAACAAGCCCGACCAUUCGCCAAUUUCUUAUUAUUUUUAUUUUAGAUACUAAAUGUCCUUGUCUGUCUGCUGUGUUAGCGUACUUAUCGUUUUUUUUUUUCUUAUAACAUUUUCAAGUGAUUGUGUGUGUAACGGAACCUCUCUAUUCAUUACACAGAGUAUUGUACUGA